Molecule: messenger RNA, 2781 nt
Organism: Spodoptera frugiperda (fall armyworm)
Lineage: Eukaryota; Metazoa; Arthropoda; Insecta; Lepidoptera; Noctuidae
Product: lachesin
Exons: 9
Coding region: 416-1618 (400 amino acids)
Cellular component (GO): neuron projection
Source: RefSeq, a predicted model, not a curated record
UCCGUGUGUGUAGGUACAUACAUUUCUGUGUGUAUAUAAAUUUUCGCGAUAGCAAGAUAGGGCAAAAGAGGAAAAGCGCCCGUAGUAAAAGCGAGCAAAACGGCGGCGGCCGGGUGGCCGGUGACAGUUGUCAGUAUGUUGUGGAGCACGGUAAGGGAUGGUGGUCUCGGGGGAGAGCGAUUUUGGCGCUAAAUACUUCGACUUCCCGCGCUUUCUCGGCCACGUGAACUGUUAAACUAACUAACUUUAUAAUGAGUUAUUACUAUAGAAGACUUUGAAUAUCGUAUUUGAAUAUAGUGCCGCCGAAAUGAACUCGUGUAGUUUUAUAAAAAAAGUUAUUUUGAACUCAUGAUUGUGUCGUGCCAUAUUGGUAGUUGUCUUCGAUCGCGUGAAAAAAAUAAUCAUCGGCAGACACAUGUUUUCACCGUCGUCGACGAAAGCGGCCUGGUGGCUGGCCACGUUUUUUAGUGUAUUUGUAACAGGGGAAAUGCCGAUUCAGGCGGAACUGGAACCUGAAUUUCUUCAGGCUCUGGAGAACCACACAGUCACACAAGGAAGGGACGUACACUUCACAUGUGUCGUCAACCAUCUAUCUAAUUAUAGGGUGGCGUGGAUUAAGUCAGACUCGAAAGCGAUUCUGGCGAUACACACGAACAUGGUGGCGCUGAAUCCUCGGCUGAGCGUCACUUACAACAACCACAAUACGUGGAAGUUGCACGUUAGUAACGUGCAGGCCAACGACUCUGGCACCUAUAUGUGCCAAGUUAACACAGACCCUAUGAAGAGUCAGAUGGGUCAUUUAUCCGUGGUGAUCCCGCCGGACAUAGUGGACAGUGUGACAGAGGGUAGCUCGGCACAAGAGGGCGGGAGUAUAAGAUUGACGUGCACCGCAACAGGGGUGCCGCCGCCGACCGUGUUGUGGCGACGCGAGCACAACCGACCCAUAGUGUUUAGACACGACGGUGGCAGGGAGCGAAAAGUGGUGGACAGUCACAGAGGUGAGACGUUGGAGUUGGCUCACGUGCAGAGGACGGACAUGGGCGCCUACUACUGCAUCGCCAGCAAUGGGAUACCGCCCACUGUCAGCCGGCGGUACCAUGUGGAAGUACAUUUCAUACCGCAAGUGAAAGUCACCAAUCAACUAGUAGGAGCUCCACUCGGCAGCGACGUGGAACUCCAGUGCUUCAUCGAAGCCUCCCCUAAAGCUAUGAACUCCUGGUACCGAGAAGACGGUAACUCACUAUUAAGCGACAAAUUGACCGAGAACCCGAAACUUCGUGUAUCAGAAACUAUAAUGAACGAGUACUCGCUUUGGAUAAACUUGACUAUAAAGUCCUUGGCUCUAGCAGACUACGGAACUUAUGUGUGCGCCUCUGUCAAUGCACUGGGAAAGAUGGAGAGCCAAGUCAGUUUGCAUAGACUAGAACUAAGCAUGAACGGCUUUGGUGCCGAGGAGCCGAUGGUCUCGGGCGCGGCGUGGCAACGUGCGCGCAACUCUCCGUCCCACCGCGCGCAGCCUGCCGCGUCGCAUGCGCAUCAAUAUUUCCUCGCGCAACACCUGCCCCCGCAGUUAUACGCUUUACUAUUAACUGUGCUGCGAUAUAUACAUACUUUCUAAACGUUUGUAAUAUUUUCUGUGAGCUAAGUUUAUGUUGAAUAGAUGUCGACUAAAAUACUUUCAAUUUCAUCCUUUACUAAAUCCCCAAAAGAUUGUACUUGAAAAGUUUUAAUGCGAUUGCCAACUAACUGAAUUAUCUAGUCUAUGUAUUAUUUUCUAAUACUAUUACCAAUUUUGAAUCUGAAAUAAUUUUGACCACAAACCUUCCUAGAAGGACGGUAAUUUGUUGAACAACAAUUCUGAAUUUGAAAGUUAAUAUUUAUUCAACAUAAGUUUAGUAUGACGAGCAGUAUGUGCCACAAUAUUGUACAGAUAUUCAAGGACGUGACGUGUUAAUUGUUGAAAUGUUUAAACAUGGAACAAAAGCCUAUAGAAAUUACCCUUCAAUUUUAUACCUAUAGUUAAUGACAUAAGGGCUACCACGAAUUGGUUUACCGCCAGACGCACUGGUGUAGCAAGAAGCAUUUUGUCCAAUGUCCAAUAAACUAUUUGAUAAUGCGCACUCAAUAUUUAACCCAGCGCCAUCUGGUGGACAGAAAACGGUAACUCUCAUUGUGUCCACAAAGUAUGUAUACUUACGCCGAAGGAUGAAUUCAACUGACUAUGAUUUUCUUAAUGAUGUAUUCAAUACUCAUGAUAAGAGAUUAGAUUUCUUAGAAUUUUAUAUUUUGAAAUAUUUUAUUUGAGACAUGUAAUCUUGUAAAGUGAAUUAUGUCCUUGCCUACUGAAUGUGGUAUGUAAUUUUAUUAAUUUUUAGUCUUCAUUGUACCGUGAAUUUUAUGUAAAAGACUAUGUUUUGCCUCGAUGAAGAUUUACCAAUCUUUUUUACAAUGAAAAUUAAACGUAAGUAAGAACGUUAAAAACUACAAUCUGUAUAAUAUAAAACUAUAGAAAUAUGAAGUUUCAACUGUAAUAGCCUGGUUCGAUGUAAAACUAAUAUUACGUAACUAAAUAUCGAUUAAAAAAUAUUUAACUGACUAGUGUAAGUUAGUAUAAGCCAUUAGCUAUAUCGUUAGGAACAUUUCAAAUUUAUCAAUCGAUAUUAUUAUUCAUAUUGUUUUCAAACCUAUCUCGAUACCUUGUGCUAAUAUUACGUUGACUUUGACAAUAAAUGUGUAAUUUAUGAAAUAUAAUAUUGAAAUAAAUGUCCUUAUGAAACCCUA